Messenger RNA from Plasmodium cynomolgi strain B, 3554 nucleotides. RefSeq names its product U5 small nuclear ribonuclear protein. The coding region runs from base 3 to 3554 and encodes 1183 amino acids. The record is from RefSeq and is a predicted model, not a curated record. Lineage: Eukaryota; Apicomplexa; Aconoidasida; Haemosporida; Plasmodiidae. Gene Ontology annotation, biological process: mRNA splicing, via spliceosome. Gene Ontology annotation, molecular function: GTP binding; U5 snRNA binding; GTPase activity. Gene Ontology annotation, cellular component: U2-type catalytic step 2 spliceosome; cytosol; U4/U6 x U5 tri-snRNP complex. The transcript has a single exon.
CGAUGCGGGUCGGAGGAAGGCAAAGGGGAGAAGAGGGGGAAAAAAAGGGGAAAAACGAAGCUGGUAGAGACGGCAGCGAAUGGGGCCAUGGCGGAAGUGAUGACCAAAGUGAGGACGAAAGUGCGGACGGACGUGAGGACGGACGUGACGGGGGAGGAGAAAAACACCUCGGGGACAACAUGGACGAAUUACAGAGAGCGUACGAAGGGGUGGAAGUGUUUGUGGAACAGGAGGAUACACAAGACAUAGAAGAAGCGACGAUCAAUAAAAUAAACACAAAUGUAGAGCGAAUCAGCUUCAUUAAGAAACUGGACGUGGAGGCAAACAGGAAGAACUUCGACCUGAUCGAAACGAGUCUCCCCAGCAACACGUUCAGUUUUAAAUACAUGUCGCAGUUGAUGUCCCAAACGCAAUUUAUAAAAAAUAUUUGUAUAGCGGGACAUUUCCAUCACGGGAAGACCACCCUCAUAGAUAGGAUAAUCGAAUUUACUCGAGAAAAAAAGGAUAGCAAAACGAAAUUGAUUUAUGGAAGUGGCACAACAAGUGAGGGAAAUCCAAACAGCGGCACAGUAAGCUUCUUUCACGUGAAUACCGAAAUGGAGGGAGUACUAAUAAAAAGAAACAACGUAAGAAAAAAUAAUACAUCCAUGGUGACUCCAUUUAAUACAAAAAAAAUUGACCAUUUAAUAAAUUAUACAGAUACAAGACUUGAUGAACAAGCAAGAGGAUUAUCCAUUAAAGCAAUUCCUAUAUCACUCAUUCUUCAAAAUAAAAUGUAUGAAAAUAUUCCUAGUAAUAUUUUACUGAAUAAAAAAAAAAAUAAUUUGAAAUAUAAAUCAUACCUUUUUAAUAUCAUGGAUACACCAGGACAUGUCAAUUUUUUUGAUGAGUUCCUAUGUGCAGUGAAUAUAUGUGAAUGCUGCUGUUUGGUUGUAGACGUCACCGAUGGAUGUAUGUACGUGACGGAAAAUAUAAUAAAAACGUGCAUUUACGAAAAUGUGAAGAUGGUAUUAAUUAUUAACUGUAUAGAUAAAUUAAUAAUGGAUUUGCGUUUGCCUCCGAAUGAUGCAUACCACAAAAUUAACUACACCAUUGAGGAGAUUAACAAUAAAAUUGAGUCGUUUUGUGACAUGUUAAAUAAGAGUCCAAAGGAGAAGAAGAAAUUUUUGUUAUCACCUUUGAAAAACAACGUCCUGUUCGCUUCCAGCAUUUAUGGAGUUUUUUUUACCCUCAAAUCGUUUAGUAAAAUUUAUUGUAACUUGUACAGUGCAUACAAUAUUGAUAUUGACGAAUUCGCACAGCACCUUUGGGGAGAUAUUUAUUUUAACGAGAAGGAUUUUUCUUUCGUUUCAUCUCCACUCUAUUCAAAUCAGAGGAGAUCAUUUGUUGAGUUUAUCUUAAAUCCGAUUUAUAAAAUCUUCGGGUAUGUCUGUUCAGAAGAAAAAGAAUUCCUGAUUCCGUUUUUUAAAAAUUUUAACAUUACCCUGAAAAAAAAUGACUACCUUUUUAAUAAUAAAUACCUUCUUAAAAAAAUCAAUGGCAUGAUAUUUGAAGAUACAACUGCAUUUGUGGAUGUCAUUCUGGAUAAUUGUCCCUCUCCAUUAGAGAAUGCUAAACAGAAGACGAGGCAAAUUUAUUCAGGUUCUUUAAAAACCAAAUUAUGCUACGAUAUGAUGAGAUGUCUUAAAGGGGAUCAAACGGACAAUCUAAUGAUUUACAUAAUUAAGAAUUACCAUCGACCGGAAUGCAUCAUUUUGGAUCUCUUCGGUAGGGUCAUGUGUGGUACCAUCAGGAAGGGACAAACAGUGCGCAUCUUAGGGGAGGGAUACAGCCCUAGUGACGAUGAAGAUAUGAUAACUAGAGUAGUUACUCACCUGUGGAUUUACGAGGGUAGAUACCGAGUCGAGGUCGAUGAGGUCCCCGCGGGAAAUUUCGUUCUCAUUGGUGGAGUUGAUAUUUGCAUUAACAAAACGUGCACCAUAACGAAUGUGAAAAAGAAGAGAGCUGGGUACGCACAGGGAAAAGGCUCAAAGAAGAAGGGUGAGUUGAACGGAAUGAAAGCAGCGGGAAUUUUACCCACCUCAGGAGGAUCUCGAAAUGGUUUGAAAAAGGAAGAACGGAGACUCCUGCUCGAGGAAGAAGAAGCAGAAACGGAGAUAUUCUAUCCAUUACAUAGAAAGUUCAAGUAUAUAAAUUGUGCUAACUCCGUUUUUAAGGUCGCUUGUGAACCUAUUAACCCCUCGGAACUUCCCAAAAUGUUGGAUGGUCUCAGAAAAAUUGACAAAACGUAUCCUUUGUCCAGCACCAAAGUGGAGGAAUCUGGUGAACAUAUCAUCCUGGGGACGGGGGAGCUAUACUUGGACUGCAUUUUGCACGACUUGAGGAAGCUUUAUGGAGACCUCGAAAUUAAGGUAUCCGAUCCCGUGGUGCAGUUUAACGAAACGGUUAUCGAAACGUCGGCUCUGAACUGUUUUGCGGAGACUCCAAAUAAGAAGAACAAAAUUCACAUGAUUGUGGAACCGAUGCAGAAGGAGCUGACGGAUGACAUCGUGCAGGGGCUGGUUCACCUGAACAAGGGCGAGCGAGACGCCAACGUCGAGGAGUACCUGCACACGGUCGACAGGCUGCUGCGGGAGGAGGGGGGAGCGGGGGAAGCGGUGGAAGCGGUGGACGAAUCGGACAAAUCAGACGCACCCGACGAAGUGCACCUAAACGGAGCAAACGAAGGAAACCCCCCCUCGGAGAAACGCACGAGUACUCUGAAUUACAACCUAGACAAAAACGUCAUCUCGUUGCUCACGGACAAGCACAACUGGGAUAUGCUGUCAAUAAGAUCCAUUUGGGCCUUCGGUCCGGAAAGCAACAGCCCAAACAUCCUAGUCGACGAUUCCUUGUAUAAAGAAACAAACAAAGAAAAUCUGUACGCCAUUAAGGAGAAUAUUAUCCAAGGAUUUUGCUGGGCCACGAAGGAGGGACCUCUAAUCGAAGAGUGCAUGAAAAAUGUGAAAGUAAAAAUUUUAAAAGGUGAAAUAGAUGAUGACCCAAUCAAUAGAGGAGCUGGGCAAAUUAUACCAACAACGAGGAGAGCUAUAUAUUCAUCCUUUUUAUUAGCUACCCCGAGGUUAAUGGAACCUAUUUUGUUCACAGAAAUUAUUUGUUCAGGUGAUUCUGUUUCAUCAGUUUAUAAUGUGCUGUCUAGAAGAAGAGGUCACGUAUUGAAAGAUUUCCCUAAAGUGGGAACCCCCUUGUAUAUGGUUCAUGCGUACUUACCAGCAAUUGAGUCCUUCGGAUUCGAAACUGAUUUAAGGACACAUACUAGUGGACAGGCAUUUUGCUUAAGUAUGUUUGAUCACUGGCAUAUUGUCCCAGGGGACCCUCUAGAUAAGUCAGUCAUUCUAAGGCCCUUGGAGCCAGCGCCUAUUCAGCAUUUGGCCCGAGAAUUUUUGCUUAAAACGAGGAGGAGGAAGGGGUUAACCGAGGAUGUUACGAUUAACCGAUUUUUUGACGACCCGAUGCUCCUAAACAUAAAGGACGAGUUCGCGGAAUACUUCUGA